ACCUUUACUUAUAUAUAGACCAAGCCAAAACUCGUUUUUUCCUAUGUAGGACUUGUGGUAAAGUAACUAUUUAUUAUUUUACUUUGAAAUUGGUAAAUCACAAGGCCCAACGGGCCGUUAUAGAGUGAAUCAGACUAUUUCUGACCUGAAAGAGUCACCGUCGUCAAUUUCAACGCGAAUACGCCGGAUACCAUUCUACCGCCACCGCAUUUCAACCGUCGCCAGUACACUGAAUCGUCUUUUAGCAAGAUGGAGGAUGACAUGGCGAGCCGUCGAGUGUCGAGUCGUACUCGUAAGGUUGCUUCGAAGAUGGCGGCUGCUCUUACAAGCACCGACAAUCGAACCCAGGCUGCUAUAGCUCGUCUAGAGGCUUUAGAGAACGACAAUGGAGCCGUCGAGGUGGUUGAUUUGAACGAUGAUGAAGAAGCUUCUCUCGACGAAGAUGAUGACCUCGGUUACGUGCAGAAGAAGCAACACAAGGGAUCAAAGCGUAAAACUCGACAAGCAAAAGCUUUGGAGGCUCGUAAAGCUCCCAAGUCCUUCACUGAGCUCUUGCAAGAGGCUAAUUUGGAGUCUUUACCGUCGCAUGUGCCCACUUACUUGAAAGCAGCCGUGGGACCUCCGAGUUCGUCUUCACGCCGCCAUUUUUGCACGGUCUGUGGAUACAUUGCAAGCUACAGUUGCUGCUUAUGUGGGAUGCGUUUUUGUUCUAUUCGUUGCCAAAACAUUCACAAGGAUACUCGUUGUCAGAAGUUUGUUGCAUAGGAAUAAAUGUGAAACAUUCUUUUUUUUUCAAAAAUUGUACUGAAACAUCACCGCAUCAACGUGUGUUCUAAUCAUGAAUGUGUUUCUCAGAAUGAAAUAGCCAAAGAAAAGAGUACCGACAAUACUCUCUAACGUGUUCUUAUGAUUAAGAGAAUCAAACGUGGGACAUUUGUUGUUUGAGCUUUUCCAGUAGCUUUCUCUUAGAUUCACAGAUUUGAAGAAACUCACGGAGGAGUUUCUGUUGCGCCAUGACUGUUUUACGUGCUGAAUCUGCCUUGCUCCAUGUUUUCAGUGAUUCAAAGAUGCGACUUCCAACUUCUGACUCUUCGCUGGAUGCGAUGAAACUCUCAAGAACCCCAAGCACCUGUCCUGGUCCACCAGCGUUUUCAUUUCUCUUCAGAGUUGAGAGAAAUCUCUCCACCUGGUCAUCUUCUGGGUUGUU
Eruca vesicaria subsp. sativa (arugula) is the source of this 1207-nucleotide messenger RNA. Lineage: Eukaryota; Viridiplantae; Streptophyta; Magnoliopsida; Brassicales; Brassicaceae. The record is from the annotation of a GenBank genome assembly.